Lolium rigidum is the source of this 874-nucleotide messenger RNA. RefSeq names its product signal peptidase complex catalytic subunit SEC11A-like. Gene Ontology annotation, cellular component: signal peptidase complex; membrane. Lineage: Eukaryota; Viridiplantae; Streptophyta; Magnoliopsida; Poales; Poaceae. The transcript is spliced from 8 exons. Bases 85 to 627 code for a protein of 180 amino acids. The record is from RefSeq and is a predicted model, not a curated record. Gene Ontology annotation, molecular function: serine-type endopeptidase activity.
AACGCAGACCAGUCUCAAUUCCAAUCUUCCCAGUCGUGAGUUCGCCGCCCCUACGAAGAAGAUUUCCGCCGACGGCCGGUUGAGAUGGGGUUCAUCGGCGACCAGGUGGAGUCGAUACGCUCGAUGCAGGUGCGCCAGGUGCUCUCGCAGAUCAUCAGCCUAGGUAUGAUUGUUACCUCGGCAUUGAUCAUAUGGAAGGGAUUGAUGGUCGCAACUGGGAGUGAGUCUCCAGUGGUGGUGGUUCUUUCUGGUAGCAUGGAGCCUGGAUUUAAAAGGGGUGAUAUUCUGUUUUUAACCAUGAGCAAUGAACCUAUCCGCACUGGAGAAAUAGUUGUUUUUAACAUUGAUGGACGUGAAAUUCCAAUUGUUCACCGUGUGAUCAAGGUUCAUGAACGCCAAGAAAGUGCAGAAGUUGAUAUCCUCACGAAAGGUGAUAAUAAUUUUGGGGAUGACCGACUUCUGUAUGCACAAGGGCAGCUUUGGCUUCAGAAGCAUCACAUUAUGGGGCGGGCUGUAGGGUAUCUUCCAUAUGUUGGCUGGGUUACAAUUGUGAUGACUGAGAAGCCGAUCAUUAAGUACCUUCUGAUUGGCGCACUGGGCCUGCUUGUCAUAACAUCGAAAGAGUGAAGAUGUCAACCUUAGCACAUAGUUUGAUCUUGUAGUGCAAACGUAAUUGAGGGUAGAAGUUCUGUUGUACUGUCUACCGUGUACUGAAUGAAAGAUGUCUUUUUUAAAUCUUGGAGGUAUGUAUCUGCCCUGCCCAGCCGGGUGUUAUGCGACACCCAUCUUCUGAUGGCGUUAACUAAUGAUUCCAAAUGCACUGGAUAAAAUAUCCAGGUGUCCCGUUGGGCCAAAUGCCUUAUGGUUCCAAGUA